This is a messenger RNA of Cloeon dipterum, 2107 nucleotides long. Its product is annotated as trichohyalin-like. NCBI's taxonomy places the organism in Eukaryota, Metazoa, Arthropoda, Insecta, Ephemeroptera, Baetidae. The transcript has 9 exons. Gene Ontology annotation, biological process: intracellular mRNA localization. Gene Ontology annotation, molecular function: mRNA binding. Bases 201 to 1613 code for a protein of 470 amino acids. The record is from RefSeq and is a predicted model, not a curated record. Gene Ontology annotation, cellular component: endoplasmic reticulum; ribonucleoprotein complex; nuclear outer membrane-endoplasmic reticulum membrane network.
UUUUCCUUUCGAUUAGAGGGGGUGGGGCAAUGUGUUGUGUUUUCUGCGGAAUUUUGGUGCUGAGAGAAAAAGAGUGACGAACAAAAAGAGAAGCUCUAAGGCGAAAUAAUAAGGCAUACAGAUAAUGCCCACCUUAAUCAGUUAUCACCAGGCAAAUGAGAAAGAAAGAUAAGACGCAUUGAUUCGCCCAGCGCCUCGCCAUGGAGGCUGAAAGCAAUAACAACGACCUCGACGCCGACGAGCCGGCACUCAAACCUAAAGUAAUUACUCGUAGUGCCCCAAACCGACAGAAAUUCGAGAAGGAGUUUGCCGAAAUCAAAGCUCAAAUCGAUACAGCCGAAAGCCAGCUGCAAAUGGCGAUGGGCUCAAACAGUCCCCAGGCGAGGCUGCAGGCGGUCAAAGAAAAAAGGGAAGUUGCCCAGAGGCGGCGGAAGGACAUCAUUGGCCAGCUGGACGACCUCAAGAAACAGAUCGACACCAAGAGAGACGCUGCAUCGCAAUUGCGCAGCAAACUGCAGUACCAGUCCGAGGAGCAGAUUGAGCAGCUAGCACGCAAGUUAGAGACGCAAUUACAGCAACACAGCUUCCGGCUGUCCGAGGAGCGGCGGCUGGUGGCUGAAAUCGACAAGUUGCGCCGCUCCAAGAAGGCCGUCCGCCAGUACAACGAGGCCAAGGAUGAGCUCAACCGGCUGCGAGAAUCUCAACAGGGGCUUCGACUCGAACGCGACGCCAUCUCGGGGCAAGUUGGAGACUUCCGCACUCAGGAGGACGAGCUGCACACCACCGUUAGGUCAAACAGAGAGCUUGUUGAAAACCUUAAGAAAGAACUGGACGUUCUACACGAAAAGAAGCGCAAAAAGUGGGCUGCUUUCAAGGGAGAUCAGGCUGCCUACUCAGAGUACAGAGAACAGAAACGGACGGAGGUGAACAAGCAAAGACAGCAGGAAAAGCAAGCCUUUGCGCAGGCCAGGGCCGAGGAGAGAAGGGAGCAACAGAACAACGUGGAACCCUAUGAGGUGGAACGGCAGCUGUGCGCCACCCUUCUAAGUUACCUAGGCAAGAUCGAGGCGCUGCAAACUCCGUGCACACCCGCCAGUUGCUAUUCUUCCCUCGCUAGCACACCUAUGUCUCCUGAAGAACCAAAGACUCUUCCAAAUGUGCGGGAUGACGCUGAAGACAGUCUUUCGCAAGGUAUGGAAGCCUUGUUUGCAGGUAUCCCGCGUAAGCCUUCCAGAAAAGUUCGACGGUCAGGGAGCAGAGCAGGUCAAAUGAAGAAACGUCCAGUGGUCUUGACUCCUGACUUGCUUGAACAAUUCGCCAAAGUAGGGGUCAAACCGCCAGUAACUUCCGUGGAAAUUCCAGUGGCCAUAGAAGCAAUAAAAGCACAACAGAAAUGGUACAACAGAAUGGCCGCAGCCGAAUUGGCUGCCAGGUGCCAGCCCCCUGAUUCCAAUGAAGAGAAUCAGCCAGCUGGGGAGGAGCAGCGUUUACCAUCAAGGGCGCUCACUCUAACCCUGACCAAAAGGAGUGUUUCUCCGAGUCAGAUCUCGCAAACUAACUUUGCCAGUGAUUUGGCCAAUUGUGUUGUGACUGUGGAGCAUGCCAGUACCUAGCUAUUUUUCGCUUUCCUACAAAUUCUGCUCACUAUUGAGCAUUUUCAUUUAGUUUUCUACAAUUUGUUAAGAAUCCGACUCAACAUCCUUUAGAUUAUUUGUCUCUUUUAAAUUUCACCAAAAGGCUAUUUAUCCAUUACUGAGCCUAAAUGAUUGAUUCCCUGUAAAAUUCUACUUUUUUAUUUCAAGCAAUGCUCAUUUUUAAGUUAAAAAACUAUCAGCUUGCAGGGAAAAGCAUCAAACUGUACCUGCAUAACACCUUGGCAUUAUUUUUGUGCUAUGAUGAGACAUAAAAUAAUGGUAAAUAAUACUAUUGAUUCACAAUUGCAACUAGUCACAUUCCAAUUGCAUGAUUCUGCACAAUUGAAUCUUUUAAUGGAUUAAAUUUUGCUUUCUCUGGCUGGCCAAAUACUUUGUCGAUUUUGAACAGAAUCAACGAGACAUUGUAAUAGACUUGUAAAUAAAGAAAGAUCAUCAAGACUUUUAGCAAUUAA